CAGGGACCAAAUCUGAGCAGGGGAAAUGCAGGUCACAUGGUGGUGGGGAAGGUGAAAUUAGUAAGAAGUGUUGCCAACAAAAACAUUGAAAGGCGUGAUGUGGGAAAACAUAAGGGUGGAGUGAUAGAAACACGACAUAGUUUGAGGCCACACAAGCCAUGUAGUACGAGUGAUGAAGCUAUUCACUUUACAGAGGAAGAAGAAGAAUAUAGAGAUGAAGGAAAUGAUAGUUUUAAAGAUGUUAGUGUAGGAGGGAGAACUAAUAAUGAUGAUGAUUUUGAGGACGUACAAGUACAGAAGAAUGAUGAAGACAAAGCUUUGGGUAAAAAAGAGGAGGAAGGGAAAGUUAAUAAUGCUGAAAGAAGGAUACCAAACACUGAACACAAGGUCAUCUCUGCACGUGUUUGUACUUGCACUUAAAAAGUUGAAUGAGAGGCAAAAAGAAGACGUAGUUAAGAUCAGUUUUGAAAGUAUGUUGCAACUUAGGAUACAUGAAUUGCC
Cuscuta europaea is the source of this 501-nucleotide messenger RNA. The record is from the annotation of a GenBank genome assembly. NCBI's taxonomy places the organism in Eukaryota, Viridiplantae, Streptophyta, Magnoliopsida, Solanales, Convolvulaceae.